CGACGCUGUGUUUCAGGCCGAACGGAGAGAAGUGCGCGAGCUGAGCGCUUGUACCGACUCCACCAGCUACUGCGAGCGCGUGUGAGAGCGUGUGUUUGAAACGGGAGGAGGAGGAGUGAGCGCUCCGAACGCUGCAGAAAAGGUGGAGGAGCAGCUCCGAGUCCGCAGUGUGUGUGGAGGAGUCACCGCUGCCUCCCGCGCGCGUUAAAACAGCGCCGCGCGCGCUUCCUCUGCACUGUUCGCCAACUCCUGUCAGCGACCACUUUUUCCGCACUUCCUCGGGACUCCGACUGGGUUUCGCUCACUUUGCCCUAGCUGGACUGGGAUGCGCGUGCUCUUCACGAGCUCGGCCGCCGGACCUUGACGCGCGCUCUCACCGAACUACCCUGCUCAGUUCGCCACGGCGGCGCGCACGCUUUUUUUUCUCGGACGUUCCUCUGCCCGCGGUUAACCGGUUCGCCGAUGGGAGAGUCUCGCGGCGACUGCGCGUCCGCGCUCUGCCGCUCGAGAGCGAGCUGGAUUGCACUGGCGCUCUGGCUCUGGCUGUGCGCGGGCGUGCGGGGCACCUGGGCGCCCGGACUCUACUCUUACCCGUACCCGUACCCGUCCGGGACACAGCAGGGCAAAGAGCUGUCCGCCGCGCAGGGGGGGCUUUAUCACAGAAGGAAUUGGUGUCCCCACUCGGUGACAAAGACGGUGACCUGCCAGAUCCAGAAUGGGACAGUCCUACAACGCGUUUACCAGAACUGCCGCUGGCCACAGGGCUGCUCCGGCAGAAGCUACCGUACCGUGGUGCGACCCUCCUACAAAGUAGCCUACCGGACGGUGACAGCGCUAGAGUGGAAGUGCUGCCCGGGGUAUCGUGGCGUACACUGCGAGGAAGAGACAGAGAACCACCUGGUGGCUCAGGAGGCCGUGCGAAAGCAGCCCACCCCACGCCCCCCACCUGCUCAAGAGCAGCUUUCUAGCUGUCUGAAUUGCAGUCGCAUCACAGCGCUCACAAAUCAGCUGAGCUCACUUGAGGCUAAGGUCCAGCUCCUGACGAGCCCAACCUCCUUGUCUCAUCGCCACCUACAGGGCCAGGAGGGAAUAACAGGAGGAUUUUCUCUGUUAGGGGCACCGCCAGCGAAAGGUGCACCAGGAGCUCAAGGGCCCAUGGGUCCACAGGGGGAGAGGGGAAAGGACGGCAGCCCUGGCCGAGACGGAAGGCCUGGAUCCAGGGGUCUGCCAGGACCCAGCGGACCCCGUGGGGAGGCAGGAGUGAGAGGUCCCUUGGGGGCUCCAGGGUCAAAGGGGGCCCCUGGUCCCGUGGGACCCCAGGGACCACCAGGUCUCCCAGGAGAAAGGGGUCUACCUGGCCUUCCUGGCCCCCCAGGGCCCCCUGGACCCCCUGGGCCCCCAAGGCUUCCUGCUGCUGCACAUGCUCGUAUCCUAGAGCUGGGAAGUCCUCCAAAACGUGGCCAAGGGCAAGACCCCAUCUUCUCAAACACCUUCCUGGACUCUGAGGGACAUCCUGUGUGGGGGCCUGAGGGGCCCCCUGGACCCACUGGACCCCCGGGACCCCCCGGACCUGUAGGUCCACCAGGUCCUGAGGGCCCGGUGGGACCGCCCGGCCCACCAGGACAGAACGGCAGACCUGGGCUCCCCGGGGUCCUGGGUCCUGCGGGGCCAAAAGGUGACCGAGGGGAGAGAGGCCCCAUGGGACAUCCGGGCGAGAGGGGAAUUAAAGGAGAGCCGGGUGAACGAGGAGCCAAAGGAGAGCCAGGGGAGAAAGGUCUACCGGACAUUAGUUUGCAGAUGUUCCGUGACAUGCAGGCCGACCUGGAGCUUCUGGCUCGCAGGGUGACUCUGCUGGAAGCCAUCAUCUGGCCAGAGCCUGACCUGGGCUCAGGAGAGAGCCCCUUCAGCACCGUGACCCCUGCCUCCUACCAGGAUAAGCGAUAUCGGUCUGCCUUCCCCAUUCUGGGCCGUGACCCCAAAGAGCAGAAGUAACCGCGAGGGGCCGCUGGACCAUGCCCGGAUCCAGCCUGGGGGGGUGCCACCUCCCAAAACUGGCAGUGCCCCUCCCCACCCCUGACACCACCUACUGUUGUAGACUCUGUCUGCGAUGCACUCCUUGAUUGCCCGAGAACCCCCGAGGGCCUCCAGCCCCGUCACGUGAGGAGUGGGCACCUCAGGGAAGACGCACCAGUGCUCCACAAAGCCCCCGAACUGCCAGGUGAUGCCAGGCGUCCUGGGGGAGGAGUGGAGAAACGACAGAACACACAAGAACGUGGGAAAAGCCCCCCUCCCCAAAGGUGCUUCUGACCGAACACAAUCCAAGAACAAAAAGGGGACAACAGACGGACUCCAGGGCGCAGCACAGGAGAACUGACAAAAAUCAGAAGACAUAAUAGCUUGGAGCGAUCGUGUCAGGACUUGUCAGAAAACCUGAGGUUACGAUUUAUUGGAUAUGGGGGUUGUAAAGGAAGCAAACACACAAACCUCUUUCUUUGUGCUCUUUGUUUCGUUUCUGUUCUCUUCUCCAUUUUGCAAAGCACUCCACGGACAAAGGGAUGCUCUCCUUUCCCUGGGAAAGGGAUGGAGUCUCUGGCAGGGCUGCUCUUCUGCUUCAUGUGAAGCUGACAGUCUUCUGAUCCAUCUCUCUCUCUCUCUCUCACUCUCACACACACACACACCUCUGUGAUCCCUAGGCUCCAGAGUCUCCACUGUGAUUCUGAAGGACAACCCUUCCACCCCAGGUGUGUGAUGGUAAACAGCAGCAAAUCCCACCUCUAGGACAGAGUUUUGUCUCCACAGAAGAUGGCACCUCAUGUGAGAUGCCUUUCAGAAAAAAAAAUGGACCCAUGGGAGGAGCGGAAAAAACUGUUUUAAAAAAAGAAGAACAUAACUUGAAGACUUCCUUUCUGCGUAGCUUUCGUACCACUACUUCUGUCAUGAGUUAAGAUUGAUUAUGGCUGUACAACCUUUUUUCAUUGUUUGCUCUUCCACUUAUAAAUACAUUAUCGUCAUGUGAAUUAUUUAAAGAUAAUCAUUUAGCAGCUGCUGUUUUCUUGUUUUCCCGCCAGUUUAUGUAAUACCCCAUGUACUCUCCGUCUUGGCUUCUUUCGCAUUUGUACGCGCAUGUUGGAUGUCGCGCUGUGCAGUCUUCCAAACUGUUGUCCAAUAAAGAAUUGUUGUUUCUGUUUUUUACAUGA
Messenger RNA from Scleropages formosus (Asian bonytongue), 3197 nucleotides. It is a transcript of the gene emid1, whose product is annotated as EMI domain containing 1. The record is from RefSeq and is a predicted model, not a curated record. NCBI's taxonomy places the organism in Eukaryota, Metazoa, Chordata, Actinopteri, Osteoglossiformes, Osteoglossidae. Gene Ontology annotation, molecular function: protein binding. The coding region runs from base 463 to 1992 and encodes 509 amino acids. The transcript is spliced from 16 exons.